ACCGAGGAAGAAACGCGAUCAGAAGGCGAGAACGAUUACAUUUACCGGAUCACACAACUCCGGAUACGCUACUGCAAUCCGGUGGACCCGCAACCAGACCGCAUGCUCACGCACAUCUGCUUCUUCCGCUGGCUCGAUGGACGGCUGCCGCUGCCAUGGGGCAAACAGACGAGCCUAUCCGAGGCUGCCAAAACCCUGGUGCAAAUCCUAAUGAAAAUCACGGAUAAUAAGUUGCUGGUGCAUUGUCACGCCGGAAUUGGCCGCACCGGUGUUCUCAUUGCGUUAGACUGCGCCAUUUAUGAGCUCAAAAAUGCUGGAACUGUCAAUAUCAAGAAUCUCAUCGAAACAAUCCGGAAACAGAGACCACGAGCAGUGAUGAAUCGAUGGCAAUAUGCUUACAUAAAUGUUGUUGUGGCUGAACAGGCCUAUCAAAUGGGGUUGCUUGAAGAACGAACUUCUUCUGGGCAUAUCACGCGUCAGCUAAUCAACGAGGUCUGGCUGGAUCUUGAGGAUGAUAUGAAUCGAAACUUCGAGAACGAACUACCACCAUCCAGUAAACUUCGGGAAAAGAACGAUGUCAAUAUUCCUACUGUAAAUGCUAUUAACAACACUACCCUUUCUUAG
Messenger RNA from Gongylonema pulchrum, 624 nucleotides. The record is from the annotation of a GenBank genome assembly. NCBI's taxonomy places the organism in Eukaryota, Metazoa, Nematoda, Chromadorea, Rhabditida, Gongylonematidae.